AUGCCUGUCCUGGUGAAGGCUGGUGCUCACUUUGUGGACAUUCAACACUCAGAAUUGUUACGAUGUGUAGACAGUCCUACCAACAGCCUGGCCAUUCAGUUCCCUGAACGCUCCUCGUCCUCUGAGGAUCUUGAACUCCGCUCUCCUUCAGCCAGUCACUCCUGCAAUCACCAAGUAGACCUGCACCACGAGUGCAGACUUUUGGAAAAGAUAAAGCUUUGCCUUUCAAAGAAACCGCUGCCAUCUCCCACUGACCAAAAGAAGUUUCACCACGAUUUUGCCAUCUCUACUUCCUUUCAUGGGGUACAUAAUGUUGUACGGAACCGGAGCAAAAUUCGCAAGGCGAUCUGGUUGAUGGUGGUCCUGGGCUCGGUCUUACUCGUGGUGUGGCAGAUCUACAGUCGCUUGGUCAACUACUUCACGUGGCCAACCACGACAUCUAUAGAAGUUCAGUAUGUGGAAAAGAUAGAGUUCCCGGCUGUGACAUUUUGUAAUCUGAACAGGUUCCAAACAGAGGCUGCAGCCAAAUUUGGUGUUAUUUUUUUCUUAUGGAAUGUUGUAUCCAAAGUCCUCCAUCUUCAGGAAAUCAAUGCCAAUUCCACCGGUUCUAAAGAGGCUAUCGAUUUUCUUGCAAGUCACCAAAACUUUAGCAUUACAGAGUUCGUCAAGAAACAUGGUUUUUAUCUCAACAACAGCACUUUGUUGGACUGUGACUUUUUUGGAAAGCCAUGUGGCCCACAGGAUUUUGCGCAUAUCUUCACUGAAUAUGGAAAUUGUUUCACUUUUAAUCAUGGUGAAAAUAUACAAGCAAAGAACAAAGUGAGUGUCUCUGGAAGAGGCUUAAACUUGCUCUUCAAUGUCAAUCAGGCGAAAUUCACUGAUGACCCAGCCCUUGGUUUUGUUGAUGCUGGGGUCAUCUUUGUCAUCCAUUCACCAAAGAAGGUGCCACAGUUUGAUGGUUUAGGCUUGUUGUCCCCUGUGGGAAUGCAUGCACGGGUAGCAAUCCGCCAAGUGAAGAGAGUUCAUCAAGAAUACCCUUGGGGAGAAUGCAACCCUAACAUGAAGCUGCAGAAUUUUAGUACCUACAGCACGUCUGGUUGCUUGAAGGAAUGCAAAGCACAGCACAUAGAAAAGCAAUGUGGAUGUUUACCUUUUCUUCUUCCUGGAAAUGGGACAGAGUGUAACCUACAAAAGUUUUACAACUGUGUUUCUCCUACACUUGACCACAUUGAAGUUCAGGGACUGUGUACAAUGGGGACACAUAAUUCUAGCUGCCCUGUUCCCUGUGAAGAGACAGGAUACCCUGCUACUAUUUCUUAUUCCACUUUUCCAAGUCUAAAAUCUUUGAAAUAUCUUUCCAAGAAGUUGAAUCGAAGCCCGAAAUAUAUCAGGGAGAAUCUUGUGAACAUUGAAAUAAACUAUAGUGACUUAAACUAUAAGAUAACCCAGCAGCAAAAAGCAGUGAGUGUGUCUGAAUUACUUGCAGAUGUUGGCGGUCAACUGGGCCUCUUUUGUGGGGCCAGUGUGAUUACAAUUAUAGAAAUUAUUGAAUAUUUAUUCACCAGUUUCUACUGGAUAUGCAUUUUGUUCUUGCUCAAGAUACCUGAAAUGACUCAUGGGGCUCCUCCACCACAGAAUCAGCUGAGGGAUGAAAAUGGUGUUGAGGAAUGCUGAUGCUCCCCGAGGACAAAAGUCUGCGCUUUCCUCUCCACAAUACCUUCAGAUUUAUUCCUGACUAACUCAUUGUUAUGUAACAUUAUGUUAUAGUUUUGGGGACUCAACACAAUCCAUUGUAGAUAUCUAUCUCUUUAUACAUAUCUUUAUCUUUGUCUGCAUUUAUGGAUGUAUAUUCCUUAUUUAUAAAAAGAAACAGGCAUACAUGAAUUCCCAGCACCUAGAACAGUAGACACUGUGUAGUAGGCAUUUCAUAAAUAUCGUUUUAAUGAAUGAAUAUUUGAAUAAUGGAAAAAACAUUCCUUAUGACUAAAUACGUAAAUCAGAUCUGAUAAACAACCUGUAUGUGAGGAGAUGAGAUACUUCAUUUAGGAAAUGAUAUAGGCAAUCUGUACUUUAUAAAAUCUCUGAGAAUUUUUACUUUCACUAAAAUUCAACAUAAUUUUAUAUUCUUUUGCCUGGAGUGUUCUAUUGUGUAAUUGAUUUUUGGAGUGAAAAGCUAUAUAUCUAUUUCCUAUACAAGCAGAUGUUUAAAUCUAUUUGAAAAUAAAGUUAAAUCUGUAGUAUAUUGGAAGUACACAGUGUUUUAUAAUUUUCUCCAAGAACCUAUAUGUAUUUAUUUAUUCUAGAGAGGAAAUUCAAAAGUCGUAGUUUUCUCAUUACCCCUCAGGCAGUCAACAACUUUCAGCCUCUCAAAAUAUUCAAUCAAUGCUGAAUUGUCCAGAAGCCUUAUCAAGCACUGUCAACAAAUCAUCAUCAAGUCAUAGAAUUCUAAACCCAAAUUCAUUCUGUCUAGUAUUGCUGGGUCUCAUUUUCUUUCCAGCCACACAGGAACAAUUUCUGAAAAUCUUAAUAUGUUGUUUUCAAGUUUAAUUGUGUGCUAGUGGUAUGGGAACGAGGCCAGUGCAAUCUGAGAGUACUUACUCACAUUAGGAAUAUGUAUAUCUCAGGACCCAGAAAUCCCAGUUGCGGAUAAAUAGUCCAGAGAAAUUCUCCCACAGAGAUAUGACAUACUAAGAUGUUCAUCUUCUAUGUAUUCAUCAAUGGGGAAGUCACUGUCAGCGGUGUGAGUGCCUGCUAUGGAAGACCAGCAGCAGAGAGACACUAUGGAUUAACCAUGCCCCCAAAAUAUUGCUAAAUCUUAAAAAUAAAGUGAUAGGUAGAAAAAAUGUUUUAAGAAACCCCAUACACACAAUACAGCUAUAACA
This is a messenger RNA of Equus caballus (horse), 2882 nucleotides long. The record is from RefSeq and is a predicted model, not a curated record. Lineage: Eukaryota; Metazoa; Chordata; Mammalia; Perissodactyla; Equidae.